GAUUGAUGCGUAUGAAUUUAACGAAUACAUAUAUAAAGGAACGCAAUUUGUAACACAGUACAAUUAGGUACCCAGCAAAGCAUAAUGAAGGCAUCUUUGUUCCUGUGUGUAAUCGCUACGGUAUACAUCGCAUCUGCGGUGCCCGUUGAAGAUGAGAUAAGGGAGCCUAAGAGGUACCCACGAUUUGUGGAGUUCCCCGAUGGUGAAGGCGUGCCACAUGUCGCUGAUUUGGAAGCCGAACCCGAUAGAGCUCUCUUAGAAGAAAUCGAAAGGAACCCUGAAAAUAACCUUUACUUGUUGUUUACUAGGAACAACCCCACCGAAGCCCAGACUUUGAUCAUCAACGAUCCAGCUUCCAUUACGAAUUCAAACUUCAACCCCAGGAACACCGUCGUGCUUGUCCACGGUUGGCUGGGUAGUCAGACCGCUGGUAUCAACCCAACUGUCAGGGACGCAUAUUUGGGCAAAGGAAGCACUAACGUCAUUGUCUUGGACUGGAGACGCCUCGCUUUGUCUGACUACGUUACCGCCGUUUUUGGAGUUCCAGCCAUCGGUGUUGGUUUGGGACAGUUCGUUCAAUUUCUUAUCUCCGUGACUGGCAUUCCAUAUGACUCUAUCCAUCUGGUCGGCUUCAGUUUAGGUGCUCAUAUUGUUGGCAAUGCCGGAAGAGAACUUGGUGGAAGAGUGGCUCGUGUUACUGGUUUGGACCCUGCUGGCCCUUUAUGGCACUACAACUCCAACAAGAUUACCUCCGAGGACGGCAUCUACGUUGAGGGUAUCCAUACCAACGGAGGUGUCGAUGGCCUUGGUAUUGGCACAGCUAUCGGAAACGUAGACUUCUUCCCCAAUGGUGGCAGAUCCCAACCCGGUUGUCUGACUUUCUUGUGCGACCAUGACCGUUCCUGGGAACUGUUUGGUGCCAGUGUCACAUACAAUCAUCUGUUAGGAAACGAAUGCGAGAGCAACUGGCAAAUCACAUUCAACUCUUGUCGUGGUAGUCCGUUCCCCUUGGGCAAUGACGAUUUAAGAAAAACUGGAUCUGGACAAUAUCGUGUCAACACAGGUAGAAGAUAUCCUUUUUAAACUGAUGCCGAAUAACAGAAGUUAAACAUAUUUAAAUGAGAGAAUAAAUGAAAGCGUAAAUUUAAA
Molecule: messenger RNA, 1149 nt
Organism: Galleria mellonella (greater wax moth)
Lineage: Eukaryota; Metazoa; Arthropoda; Insecta; Lepidoptera; Pyralidae
Product: pancreatic lipase-related protein 2-like
Biological process (GO): lipid metabolic process
Molecular function (GO): lipase activity
Source: RefSeq, a predicted model, not a curated record